Messenger RNA from Durio zibethinus, 357 nucleotides. RefSeq lists its product as uncharacterized. Lineage: Eukaryota; Viridiplantae; Streptophyta; Magnoliopsida; Malvales; Malvaceae. The record is from RefSeq and is a predicted model, not a curated record.
AUGGAAAAGUGGUCUUUGCUUAGCCGCCUGAGGAGGGCCAUGAAGAAGGUCAAAUUCUUGCUAAAUUUCAAUAUGAAUCGAUGGCGUAUUGCUUCCAUGAUUGGUGCUUCUCCGAGCAGCCGGAGGCUGAGCUUCUCGGAUAGGCCAGGGUUGAGGGCAUGUGCGGACGACUAUGAUUCUGAUGAUUCGGGUUCUCAUUCUAGGAGACUCGCUCGGACAACAAGUUGUCCAUCGGAGGACGAUAUUGAUAAGAGAGCUGAGAUGUUCAUAGCAAAUUUUCAUAGACAACUUCAGAUGGAAAGGCAGGUUUCUUUGCAGCUCAAAUACCUUCGUGCGAACAGCUUUGACUACAAUUAA